Molecule: messenger RNA, 400 nt
Organism: Cantharellus anzutake
Lineage: Eukaryota; Fungi; Basidiomycota; Agaricomycetes; Cantharellales; Hydnaceae
Exons: 1
Coding region: 161-325 (54 amino acids)
Biological process (GO): regulation of DNA-templated transcription
Molecular function (GO): DNA-binding transcription factor activity, RNA polymerase II-specific; zinc ion binding
Source: RefSeq, a predicted model, not a curated record
GGAAACUCGAUCAAGCAUCCCAGCGGCGUCGUUGAGAGCGAAAAAGUCAAAUUUGGGUGGCACGAGACAAUCCAAAUCAGGGUCACGUUCGUCAGCGUCCCCAGAGUCGCAUGUUUCACCUAUUGGCAUCACUGCUGCUUCCCUGGCCGUUGCUGCCGCUAUGAGAAGUGCACCGGCUACUACCGGUAGGCCCUCACUGGCAUGUUUAUUUUGUCGGCGGCGGAAGAUCGCUUGUCCACCCCCACCGCCGGACUCUGAGGACCUUACGUGCCAGUUAGUAUACUCUUUUGUGACGCUGGCGGCAGAUGUUCACGAUACGUAUUAAUUCUGACUACAUUUACAUCACUAGACAAUGUCUUACGCGCAACCUUGUUUGCGAGUAUCCGACUCACACAAGGCG